CCAUCCCAUCAUGCAGGCCGUGCGAACGGCUGUAUUCUCGGUCAUGGCCGGAGGCGUCGGCUUUUGCGUGUACCAGUACUUUGGCGGGCGGUUCCACGUCCCGCCCGACAGCUACGGCCUCGUCGUCCGCAAUGGCGUGCUCAAGCCGCACGCGUACGGCCCAGGCUACCAUCACUGCCUCCCUGUCAUGGGCGAGAAAGCUGUGCUCAUUGAUGCCGCACCUGUGCCGUGCACGACACUCAUCGACGGCCCGCUGGGGCCCAUCCCGCUCUCGAUGCGUGCCUCGUACACGGCUUCGCUCGACCUCGCCGGCGUUGUCCCGCUGUACCGGGCGCUCGGCAAAGACGCCAUCAAUCCGGCUAUCGCCCGCGAUGCCGUGGCGCGCGCUGCUGGUGAACAGCUUAACUACGCGGCUGCGCUUGUGGCGUCGUACCGACCGGGCCCGGCUGCACCUAGCCGCCGCGGCCGCGGCGCCGUCCGCAAGAUGUCGCGUGGGAGCCAGGGCAAGGUUGUCCACGACCUUGCCGCCACCUACGCCACCCAGGCCACCGACCACACCGCAGGCUCGGUUGAGGACCAGCUUGCCCGUGCCAAGCUUGUGGCGCUCUUUGCGCAGUGUGUUGAGCGGGCAGCCAAUCCACGCAACUCACGCGUGGCCAUCUCCGACCUCGCGCUUGUGCCGGAGACACAGGAAUGAAAGAGUCAUGGGACGGA
Messenger RNA from Thecamonas trahens ATCC 50062, 714 nucleotides. RefSeq lists its product as uncharacterized. The coding region runs from base 11 to 697 and encodes 228 amino acids. The transcript has a single exon. NCBI's taxonomy places the organism in Eukaryota, Apusomonadida, Apusomonadidae. The record is from RefSeq and is a predicted model, not a curated record.